UCUAAGGCGGGGUUUUCGAACGCUAUCGUUUUAUCCUCUCUCUCCUUCCGGGGAAAAGAAGAAGAAGAAAAAAAAAAACGAGAAUCAAAAAAGUAGAGAUUUACAUAUCGGCAGCCGAUAGUCAUGGUUGGCUUCAGCACAGCGCGGGCGCGGUCGUACGCCUUCCGGCUCCCGCUAUUCACUAGGCUGGCGGCGGUCAUCAUCGUCGCCGCCUGGAUCGUGGGCGUGCAGAGCGUCUGGGACCUCAGGGCGUGGGGUGCGCUCGUGCCCGACAAGCUCAACCUGGGGACGAUGUAUCGCACGAACACGUACCCGUUCAUACACGUGAACUUCUUCCACGCCCUCAUGAACGUCAUCGCGAUAGUGCCGCUGCUGGAGAGGUUCGAGGCAGAGUACGGGACUCUGACGUCGUUGGCGCUUUUCUUUGGCCCAUUUUCAACUAUACCAGCGAUUGCAUACGUUUUGAUCGAGAGGGGGAUACUACGGGCUAAUAACACGGUCAUGGGAGCAAGCAUAUGGGUGUUUCUUCUCCUCGGAAUGGAAGCCAUUAGGACGUACAAGACGAAUCCUCACCUGGUCAUUGCAACCCACCAUGUGCCCACUUGGACUACGCCGCUGGCGCUUUGCCUAGUGGUCUCGGCGCUUGUCCCAAACACGUCCCUGCUGGGACAUUUGUGCGGGCUGGCUGUUGGUUACCUGAGUGGCUUGGGAUACCUCAAGUUCCUGUCACCUCCGGAGAAGAUCCUGCGGUGGAUCGAGACCAAGCUCAACCUCCUGGGCCGUCUCCCUCACUACGUCAGUAUAGAUCAGAAGACGUACGGGAGGUUCGGAGUGCUGCCGUCGGCGAGUCCGAAUCCUGGGGCCAGCCCUGCGAUAGGGCUAGUUGGGUCGACGCAGAGACUCGGAGUGUAAUGGAGGAUUUGUAGAAUGAGAGGAUAAAGCAGCUUGUUGGAAAGUAUUCUUCUGUAAUAAUCAUGGACUAUAUACCUUCUUUUCAAAGGGGAUAUUUCCUCAUUUGCGUGUAUAUACUUUGCUUUUUCUUUUCUUUUCUUUUUUUCUUUCCUUUUUUCUUUGCGUUGCUUGGAGCUGUAGCUUCCUGAAUGCCAAGACAGUCAAUUUUUG
Molecule: messenger RNA, 1122 nt
Organism: Pyricularia grisea
Lineage: Eukaryota; Fungi; Ascomycota; Sordariomycetes; Magnaporthales; Pyriculariaceae
Exons: 5
Coding region: 124-912 (262 amino acids)
Cellular component (GO): membrane
Molecular function (GO): serine-type endopeptidase activity
Source: RefSeq, a predicted model, not a curated record